Messenger RNA from Aspergillus heteromorphus CBS 117.55, 1518 nucleotides. It is a transcript of the gene aspf22, whose product is annotated as enolase acuN. The record is from RefSeq and is a predicted model, not a curated record. Bases 1 to 1518 code for a protein of 505 amino acids. Gene Ontology annotation, molecular function: magnesium ion binding; phosphopyruvate hydratase activity. Gene Ontology annotation, biological process: glycolytic process. Gene Ontology annotation, cellular component: phosphopyruvate hydratase complex. The transcript is spliced from 6 exons. NCBI's taxonomy places the organism in Eukaryota, Fungi, Ascomycota, Eurotiomycetes, Eurotiales, Aspergillaceae.
AUGGCUAUUAUUGACUCUCAGCCGUAUGGACUGAUGAACUACAUGGACUACCUGAUGGACCAGAUCGGGUAUGGACAGGAGGCACUUCCCGAGUCACCUUCUGCUUCUCCGUACGACAAGUACUUUGUAGAAGGUAGCAACAAGCAACACCCGCCUUACCCCGAGGGUACGCGGGAGAUCUCGCUGGGGAGCUCCUUCAACAUGCCUAUCUCCAAGAUCCACGCCCGCUCCGUCUACGACUCCCGCGGUAACCCCACCGUCGAGGUUGACGUUGUCACCGAGACUGGCCUUCACCGCGCUAUCGUUCCCUCUGGUGCCUCCACUGGCCAGCACGAGGCUCACGAGCUCCGUGAUGGUGACAAGUCCAAGUGGGGUGGCAAGGGUGUCCUGAAGGCCGUCCAGAACGUCAACGAGACCAUUGCCCCCGCUGUCAUCAAGGAGAACCUUGAUGUCAAGGAUCAGUCCAAGGUUGAUGAGUUCCUCAACAAGCUUGAUGGCACUGCCAACAAGUCCAACCUCGGUGCCAACGCCAUCCUGGGUGUCAGUCUGGCCAUCGCCAAGGCCGGUGCUGCCGAGAAGGGCAUCCCUCUCUACGCUCACAUCUCCGACCUGGCCGGAACCAAGAAGCCCUACGUCCUGCCCGUUCCCUUCCAGAACGUCCUGAACGGUGGCUCCCACGCCGGUGGUCGCCUGGCCUUCCAGGAGUUCAUGAUUGUUCCCGACACCGCUCCCUCCUUCUCCGAGGGUCUUCGCCAGGGUGCCGAGGUCUACCAGAAGCUCAAGGCCCUUGCCAAGAAGAAGUACGGCCAGUCUGCUGGCAACGUUGGUGACGAGGGUGGUGUUGCCCCCGAUAUCCAGACUGCCGAGGAGGCUCUCGACCUGAUCACCGAGGCCAUCGAGCAGGCCGGCUACACCGGCAAGAUCAAGAUUGCCAUGGAUGUUGCCUCCAGCGAGUUCUACAAGACCGAUGCCAAGAAGUACGACCUCGACUUCAAGAACCCCGACAGCGACCCCACCAAGUGGCUCACCUACGAGCAGCUGGCCGACCUGUACAAGUCGCUCGCCAGCAAGUACCCCAUCGUCAGCAUUGAGGAUCCCUUCGCUGAGGACGACUGGGAGGCCUGGAGCUACUUCUACAAGACCUCCGACUUCCAGAUUGUUGGUGAUGACUUGACCGUCACCAACCCCCUGCGUAUCAAGAAGGCCAUUGAGCUCAAGUCUUGCAACGCUCUCCUCCUCAAGGUCAACCAGAUCGGUACUCUUACCGAGUCCAUCCAGGCUGCCAAGGACUCCUACGCCGACGGCUGGGGUGUCAUGGUGUCCCACCGCUCCGGUGAGACCGAGGAUGUCACCAUUGCCGACAUCUCGGUCGGUCUCCGCUCUGGCCAGAUCAAGACCGGUGCCCCUGCCCGUUCCGAGCGUCUGGCUAAGCUGAACCAGAUCCUCCGUAUCGAGGAGGAGCUGGGCGAGAACGCCGUCUACGCCGGCGAGAAGUUCCGCACCGCUGUUAACCUGUAA